Molecule: messenger RNA, 6842 nt
Organism: Salvelinus fontinalis (brook trout)
Lineage: Eukaryota; Metazoa; Chordata; Actinopteri; Salmoniformes; Salmonidae
Gene: supt6h
Product: SPT6 homolog, histone chaperone and transcription elongation factor
Exons: 38
Coding region: 149-5410 (1753 amino acids)
Biological process (GO): transcription elongation-coupled chromatin remodeling; positive regulation of transcription elongation by RNA polymerase II; transcription elongation by RNA polymerase II
Cellular component (GO): transcription elongation factor complex
Molecular function (GO): nucleosome binding; DNA binding; histone binding
Source: RefSeq, a predicted model, not a curated record
AAGUUUCCUUACCACCGGAAUUCAACACGCCGUUAUUCAUCAGCCAUUUUUAUUUUUAGAAGCUGUUCGAAAAUAUAGCAUAGCAACAUAUCCUUCUACAUUUCAAGGAUUUAGGUCAAGUAUCGUCGCAGGGAGAAGCCUUGCAGACAUGUCUGACUUCAUCGAUAGCGAGGCUGAGGAGUCGGAGGAGGAGUUUGAAGAGAAAGACCUGAAGCCUAAAAAGACCCAGGCGUUUAUGGAUGAUGAGGAAGAGGAGGAAGAGUUAAACACAGAGGACCAGGAUGAGCACGGGAACCUGAUGGGGCUCAUCGACGAUGAUGUGGAUGAAGAUGAGGAAGAGGAAGAGAAGAAAAGCGGAGGAGCGGGCAGCGGCAGCGACUCAGAGGAUGAAGUCAGACACAGACGCAAGAAACGCAACUAUGACGACUACCUGGAUGAUGAUGAUCUGGACCUUAUUGAGGAGAACUUGGGAGUCAAAGUCAAGAGGAGGAAGAAGAAGUAUGACCGUGUGAAGACUAUGGAUGAUGAUGAAGAUGACGAGAAGGACCAGAUCGCAGACGAGAUCUUCCACAGAGGAGAUGACGAGGACGGAGAGGGGGAGCUGGAGGAGGGAGAGACAGUCGACCCGCCCCUACGUCGCCAUGGUGAACGCCUCGAUGAGGAAGAGGAAGAGGAGGGAGAGGAGGAGUCGGAUAUUGAUGACUUUAUCGUGGACGACGAUGGCCAACCUAUCACCAAGAGGAGAAGCAAGAAGUUCUCAGGAUACACGGACGCAGCCCUCCAGGAAGCUCAGGAGAUCUUCGGCGGCGACUUUGACUUUGCGGAGUUCGACGCCGACGGUGCUUAUGAACAGGGUGAGGAAGAGGAGGAGGACCAGGAUGAAGAGGGCUGGGACCGGCCCAAGAAGCCAACGAAGAGGAGAGUGGGGAGGAAGAGCAUCUUCGAGCUCUACGAGCCCAGCGAGCUGGAGAGUAGUCACAUGACUGACCAGGACAACGAGAUCCGCUCCACAGACAUGCCAGAGAGGUUCCAGCUGCGCUCCAUCCCAGUGAAGCCUGCUGAGGAUGAUGAGUUGGAGGAAGAGGCAGAGUGGAUCUACAGAAACGCUUUCUCAACCCCCACCAUCUCCAUGCAGGAGAGUACAGAUUACCUGGACAGAGGGUCCACAACUAACUUUAGCAGGAAGGGCCCCAGCACCAUCGCCAAGAUUAAGGAGGCCCUCAACUUCAUGAGGAAUCAGCAUUUUGAGGUUCCGUUCAUCGCAUUCUACAGGAAGGAGUACGUGGAACCGGAGCUCAACAUCAACGACCUGUGGAAGGUCUGGCAGUGGGACGAGAAGUGGUGCCAGCUGAAGAGCAGGAAGCAGAACCUGACACGUCUGUUCCGGAGGAUGCAGGGGUACCAGUAUGAGCAGAUCUCUGCCGACCCUGACAAGCCCCUGGCCGACGGCAUCAGACCCCUGGACACUGCUGAUAUGGAGAGACUGAAGGACGUCCAGUCCAUAGAUGAGCUGAGUGAUGUGUAUAGUCACUUCCUUCUGUACUAUGGCCGAGACAUCCCCAAGAUGCAGAACGCAGCCAAGGCCGCCAGCAAGAAGAAGAAGAAGAAGAAGAAGAAGAAGAUUGAGGUCAACGAGGAAGGUGAGGAGGAAGAGGUGGAGGAAGAGGUGGAGGAGGAGGAGGAAGAGAAGGGGCCUGACCUGAAGCUGGCAUCUCGUAGAGACAUGUACAGCAUCUGUCAGAGCGCCGGGCUCGAUGGCCUGGCUAAGAAGUUUGGUCUGACUCCAGAGCAGUUUGGAGAGAAUCUGAGGGACAGCUACCAGCGUCACGAGACAGAGCAGUUCCCUGCCGAGCCUGUAGAGUUGGCUAAAGACUACGUCUGCAGCCAGUUUAACAGCCCCGAGGCGGUGUUGGAGGGGACCCGUUAUAUGGUUGCGAUGCAGAUUGCCAGGGAGCCUCUGGUCAGACACGUCCUCAGACAGACGUUCCAGGAGAGAGCCAAGAUCAACAUCAAGCCCACCAAGAAGGGAAAGAAGGACAUGGACGAGGCCCACUUUGGCUACUCCUUCAAGUAUCUGAAGAACAAGCCGGUGAAGGAGCUGAACGGAGAACAGUUCUUAAAGAUGUGCCAGGCUGAGGAGGAGGGCCUUCUCACCAUAGACAUCUGCAUCGACCUCCUAGGGGUCAAAGGGGUUGCAGGUGACCAGACAUACUUUGAUGAGAUCAAGCAAUUUUACUACAGAGAUGAGUUCAGUCACCAGGUGCAGGAGUGGAACAGACAGAGGACCCUGGCCAUCGAACGCUCCCUCACACAGUUCCUCUACCCUCAGAUGGCCAAGGAACUCAAGAACAAACUCAUCGCGGAGGCCAAGGAAAACAUCAUCAAGUCGUGUUGCAGGAGGCUGUAUAACUGGUUGAAGGUGGCUCCCUACAGACCAGACCAGCAGGCAGAGGAGGAGGAUGAUGAUCUGAUGGAUGAGAGUCAAGGAAAAGGCAUCAGAGUCCUGGGAGUGGCCUUCGCAGACGGCAGAGACACGCCAGUGUUCUGUUCACUGAUCAACGGCGAGGGAGAGGUGGUGGACUUCCUCCGUCUGCCCUACUUCCUGAAGAGGAGGAACGCAUGGAAGGAGGACGAGAGAGACAAAAAGCUCCAGGACAUUGAGAACCUGAAGAAGUUCCUGACCAGUAAGAAGCCUCACGUGGUGGCUGUUGCCGGGGAGAAUAGGGACGCCCACAUGAUAAUGGAGGACAUUAAGAGGACAGUGAGUGAGUUGGAACAGGAGUCUUCUCUGCCUGCUGUGGGAGUGGAGCUGGUAGACAACGAACUGUCCAUGCUCUAUAUGAACAGUACCAAAUCUCAGACUGACUUCCGUGACUACCCUCCCCUGCUGCGCCAGGCGGUGUCCGUAGCCAGGAAGAUUCAGGAUCCUCUUGUGGAGUACGCUCAGGUCUGCAGCUCCGACGAAGACAUCCUCUGCCUCAAACUACACCCUCUACAGGAGCAUGUAGUGAAAGAAGACCUGCUGAGUGCUCUGUACUGUGAGUUUAUAAACCGGGUCAACGAGGUGGGGGUGGAUGUGAACAGAGCCAUCUCUCACCCCUACACACAGAGCCUGGUUCAGUUCGUCUGUGGCCUCGGACUCAGGAAGGGAUCCCAUCUGCUCAAGAUUCUGAAGCAGAACAACACUCGUCUGGAGAACAGGACUCAGCUGGUCACCAUGUGUCACAUGGGCCCCAAGGUCUUCAUCAACUGUGCCGGCUUCAUCAAGAUAGACACCGCCUCUCUCGGUGACAGUACUGACUCAUACAUCGAGGUUCUGGACGGUUCCCGGGUGCACCCGGAGACAUAUGAGUGGGCCAGAAAGAUGGCGGUGGACGCUCUGGAAUACGACGAGUCAGCGGAGGAUGCCAACCCGGCCGGAGCGCUGGAGGAAAUCCUGGAAAACCCGGAGCGUCUCAAAGACCUGGACCUGGACGCCUUUGCUGAGGAGCUGGAGAGACAGGGUUACGGUAACAAGGGCAUCACCCUGUAUGAUAUCCGUGCUGAGUUGAGCUGCCGGUAUAAGGACCUGAGAGUUCCCUACAGAGCUCCUAACACCGAGGAGGUGUUUAACCUGCUCACCAAGGAGACACCAGAGACCUUCUAUAUAGGUAAGCUGAUCACCAGUGUUGUGACUGGUAUAGCUCACCGGCGCCCCCAGGGGGAGAGUUAUGACCAGGCCAUCAGGAACGACGCUACAGGUCUGUGGCAGUGCCCCUUCUGUCAACAGGACAACUUCCCUGAACUCAGCGAGGUGUGGAACCAUUUUGACAGUGGUUCGUGUCCUGGCCAGGCUAUAGGUGUGAGGGCUCGGAUGGACAACGGUGUCCAGGGCUUCAUCCCCACCAAGUUCCUCAGUGACAAGGUGGUCAAACACCCUGAGGAGAGGGUGAAGGUGGGUAUGACGGUACACUGUCGCAUCAUGAAGAUUGACAUUGAGAAGUUCAACGUGGACCUGACGUGUCGUACGUCUGACCUGAUGGAUAAGAACAACGAGUGGAAGCUCCCUAAAGACAGUUACUACGACUUUGACACGGAGACAGAGGACACCAAGACAGAGGAGGAACGCAAGAAGAAACAGCAGAGAACUACCUAUAUAAAACGUGUGAUUGCCCACCCAUCCUUCCACAACAUCAACUUCAAGCAGGCUGAGAAGAUGAUGGAGUCCAUGGACCAGGGAGAUGUUGUUAUCAGGCCAAGCAGCAAGGGAGAGAACCACCUUACUGUCACCUGGAAGGUAGCUGACGGCAUCUACCAGCACGUUGACGUGAGAGAGGAGGGCAAGGAGAACGCCUUCAGCCUGGGACACACACUCUGGAUCAACACUGAGGAGUUUGAGGAUCUUGAUGAGAUCACAGCUCGUUAUAUUCAGCCAAUGGCAGCGUUCGCUCGUGACCUGCUGGGACACAAGUACUUCCAGGACUGUAACGGAGGGGACAGGAAGAAAAUGGAGGAGUUGUUGAUCAGGUCUAAGAAGGAGAAGCCUACGUUCAUCCCCUACUUUGUCUCAGCCUGUAAAGACCUGCCAGGGAAGUUCAUACUGGGAUACCAGCCUCGUGGCAAACCACGUGUUGAGUAUGUGACCAUCUCUCCUGACGGCUUCCGGUACCGCUCCCAGAUGUUCCCCACCGUUAACGGACUCUUCCGCUGGUUCAAAGACCACUUCCAGGAACCGGUACCAGGCAUCACCCCCAGCAGUAGCAGUCGAACACGGACACCUGCCUCUGUCAACGCUACACCAGCUAACAUCAACAUCGCAGACCUGACGCGAGCGGUCAGCGCUCUCCCACGCAACAUGACCUCUCAGAUGUUCAGUGCCAUCGCCGCGGUGACGGGGCAGGGGCAGGGCCAGAACGCCAACACUACGCCUGCCCAGUGGAACUCCAGCCAAUACGGUUACACCGGGGGCAGCAGUGGGGGCGGGGGAGGCAGCUCCUCAGCCUAUCACGUGUUUGCGACGCCCCAACAGCCGAUGACGACACCCAUGAUGACCCCGAGCUACUCAUACACCACCCCCAGCCAGCAGACCAUGGGUACCCCGCAGUACCCCUCCUCCACCCCCCAGUCCUCCCACGGACACACACAGAGCAGCCACCAGGGCCACAGCAGCCACCAGGGCCACAGCAGUCACCAGGGACCCUCGUCUUCCUCCAGAGGACGCACUCCGCAGCAGCAGCCUAAGUCAAGCGACAGCACGACGGUGGACUGGGGCAAGGUGGCAGAGCAGUGGCUCCAGGAGAAAGAGGCAGAGAGGAAGAAGCAAAAGACCCCCAGGAUGACCCCGCGACCUUCCCCCAGCCCCAUGAUCCAGAGCACGCCUAUGUCAAUCGCUGGCGACGCCACGCCCCUUCUGGACGAGAUGGACCGAUAGGAGAGGCCGGGGGGGCGACUGUAUACCCCCCUCCCCAAAUAUUCCCCCCCUUCUCUCAACUCAUCCUUCAAUCCGCCUGCCUUUCCCCUCAGACCAGUCCCAUACCAUUCAGAUCCCCCUCUCUUCCCAGUCUACUAAACUAACCCUGCUCCCCCUCUUCUCCCUCUCCUCCCAGCCUACUAAACUAACCCUGCUCCCCCUCUCCUCCCAGCCUACUAAACUAACCCUGCUCCCCCUCUCCUCCCAGCCUACUAAACUAACCCUGCUCCCCCUCUUCUCCCAGCCUACUAAACUAACCCUGCUCCCCCUCUCCUCCCAGUCUACUAAACUAACCCUGCUCCCCCUCUCCUCCCAGCCUACUAAACUAACCCUGCUCCCCCUCUUCUCCCAGUCUACUAAACUAACCCUGCUCCCCCUCUCCUCCCAGUCUACUAAACUAACCCUGCUCCCCCUCUCCUCCCAGUCUACUAAACUAACCCUGCUCCCCCUCUCCUCCCAGUCUACUAAACUAACCCUGCUCCCCCUCUCCUCCCAGUCUACUAAACUAACCCUGCUCCCCCUCUCCUCCCAGUCUACUAAACUAACCCUGCUCCCCCUCUCCUCCCAGUCUACUAAACUAACCCUGCUCUCCCUCUUCUCCCAGUCUACUAAACUAACCCUGCUCCCCCUCUCCUCCCAGUCUACUAAACUAACCCUGCUCCCCCUCUUCUCCCUCUCCUCCCAGCCUACUAAACUAACCCAGCUCACCCUCUUCUCCCUCUUCUCCCAGUCUACUAAACUAACCCUGCUCCCCUCUUCUCCCAGUCUACUAAACUAACCCUGCUCCCCCUCUUCUUGUGUCCCAUUGGAUUCAGUUUCUAGCUACUGUGUAUCUAGCCAUGUUUCUCUCCCGGCACAUCUCUUCCCUUCUUCCGUCUAUCCCUCUCUCUUUCCUCACUCUAUUUUUGCCGGCCACAUAGUCCAGUAUUUUAUUUAGUUAAGGAUAUUAACUCUGUAUGUCAGGCAGGCAGAAAUGUCGAUACAGACCACCAAACACUUGAAACAAACCGCUGACAUAGAUGUAAUAGGACAUGGACCUAAUGGAGAAAUGAUUGUUUGGUUGUCAUGACAACCGUUGUCCUUUUCUUUUAAUAACAUGGGGUAUGCUGUACUUUCUUUUUCCUGUUUGAUUUAUUUUUUUUAUCUAUAAAAAGAUUAGGAGAUGCUGCCGAAAGCAUCUGAUUGGUUCGAUGGUUGUCUCCUGCCGUGGUAGGUUGGAAAUGUAAUGUCCCUUUGGCUGCAUAGACCCGCCCCUUGCCCUCCUGGUGAUUGGCGGGUUGUGGCGAGACGCAGCCUAACGAGCGUUUUUUCUGAGCCAAUCAGGAAACUUGUCUGCGUUUUUGUAUUGAUGCAUCAAAAUGAAUAAAGACACUGUUUUCAGUAUGAACCCUGA